Messenger RNA from Talaromyces proteolyticus, 684 nucleotides. RefSeq lists its product as uncharacterized. The transcript is spliced from 2 exons. Lineage: Eukaryota; Fungi; Ascomycota; Eurotiomycetes; Eurotiales; Trichocomaceae. The record is from RefSeq and is a predicted model, not a curated record. Bases 1 to 684 code for a protein of 227 amino acids.
AUGGCCACAGACCAAGCCCUCCCCACUCGAGUCGUGGCCGGUGUCACCAUUCCAGACACGCCCCUGAUAACCAAAGCCCUUGCAUUUGCUCGGAAGCACCUGGAAGACUAUGGUUACAACCAUAUCUAUCGAUCCUUCUUGUUCGGGUUCAUCAUUGCCGACAAAAUCCCUGAGUUGAAGGACCGCGACAGAGAAGCGCAUGCUAUUGCAGCUAUUCUCCACGACCUGGGAUGGGACCAUACUGGCGAACUGAUCUCGAAAGACCGCCGUUUCGAAGUCGACGGUGCCGAUGCUGCUCGCAGUUUUCUUCGCAAAGAGGGGGUAACCGAGGAAUGGGAUAAGCAUAGGCUGCAGCUUGUUUGGGAUGCCAUUGCGCUUCACACUAUCGGCAGCAUUGUCUUCCAUAAGGAGGCCGAAGUCCAGGCCAGCUCGUACGGCAUCUGGGCCGAUUUUCAAGGGCCCGAUCGCAUCGCUAAUAAUUUACUGACUUGGGACGAGUAUAAUAAAGUUGUCGCUGAAUUCCCGCGUCUAGAACUCAUGAAAGGACUCAAGCAAGUCAUGUGCAAUAUAUGCCUGACAAAGCCCGAAACAACAUAUGACAACACCGUCGCCGAAAGGGCAAACUCACUCAAGAUCUCUUGGAUAGCUGUAACUUGGAUUGUCUUUAGUCUGUAUACCAAUUGA